AUGUCAAAUGCUCUGUCAUUCAACGUGGUAGGUCGGUACCAUCGUGCACGGGCAGCGACACUUAUGUUACCUCAUGGUGAAGUCAAUACACCAGUAUUUAUGCCUGUGGGCACACAAGGUGCAAUGAAGGGACUGACGACUCUCCAGAUGGAAGAGGAGCCAAUAAAUUGUCAAAUUUUUCUCUCUAAUACUUAUCACUUGGCCCUGCGUCCCGGAACUGACGUCUUAGCGCAAUUGCCUGGAAAGUUACACGAAUUCAUGCAAUGGCCACGUAAUUUAUUAACAGAUUCUGGUGGAUUUCAAAUGGUGAGUCUCUCAAAACUUUGUGAAGUAUCCGAACAUGGUGUCAAGUUUGAGAGUUUUGUGGAUGGAUCGACAAUGAUUUUAACUCCUGAAGCAUCAAUUGCACAUCAAAAUCGGAUUGGAGCGGACAUUAUUAUGGCACUAGAUGAUGUCGUUUCAAGUGUUGAAGAUGACGAGAAUCGAUUUCAUGAAGCAUGUGAUCGUACAGUUCGAUGGCUUGAUCGCUGUAUUAAAGCACAUGCUUAUCCAGAAAAGCAAAAUCUUUUUGGUAUUGUACAAGGUGGUCUUGAUGUUACUCCAGGUGGAUUACGUGAUCAAUGUUUAAAGCAACUUAUCCAACGUAAUUUACCGGGUUACGCAAUUGGUGGUUUGGCUGGAGGGGAGUCGAAAGAUGCAUUUUGGCGAGUUGUGGCCAAAUGUACGGCACAAUUACCGGUAAAUAAACCACGGUAUUUAAUGGGUGUUGGAUAUCCAGUAGAUCUUGUCGUGUGUUCGGCACUUGGUGUUGAUAUGUUUGAUUGUGUAUAUCCAACUCGUACUGCACGCUUUGGUACAGCAAUUGUACCUUCUGGGUUACUUAAACUCAAACAAGCUAAGUGGGAAGAUGACGAUCGACCAAUUGAUGACACAUGCAAGUGUUUUGUGUGUAAAACCUACACUAGAGCAUACCUACGUGUGCUUUUAAAAACAGGAGAUAUUUCUGAUACUUCAUCGGGAAGUAUUGGAGCUCAUUUGAUCACAUACCACAACGUCACGUACAUGCUCAAUCUCAUGCGUCAACUUCGACAAUCGAUAAUUGAUCAAACAUUUGAACAAUUCGUACAAAAGUUUAUGCUUCAACACUAUCCAGAUCGCGUGUACCCCCAAUGGGUUAUAGAUGCAUUAACCGAAGCCAAGAUAAGAUUACAAUGA
Molecule: messenger RNA, 1215 nt
Organism: Plasmopara halstedii
Lineage: Eukaryota; Oomycota; Peronosporomycetes; Peronosporales; Peronosporaceae
Product: queuine trna-ribosyltransferase
Exons: 1
Coding region: 1-1215 (404 amino acids)
Cellular component (GO): cytosol
Molecular function (GO): tRNA-guanosine(34) queuine transglycosylase activity
Source: RefSeq, a predicted model, not a curated record